GGCGGCGAGCGCGCGGCAGCGGCGAGCGCGCGGCGCCCAUUCAUGAUCCAGCGCGCGGGGCCGGUGCCCGGUAAAACGGAGCCGGUGCCCGGUGAAGCGGCGCCGCCGCCGCCGCCGUCAUGGAGACAUCGGGGCAUCUGCACGACUCGGGCGUGGGGGACCUGGAGGAGGACGGCCGCUGUCCCUGCCCCUUACCGGGGGAUGAGCGGCCGCCGCCUCCCGCCGCGCUGCCGCCGCUCCAGCACAGCCUGUUGCACUCCUCGCCCGGGUCGCUGCGGGCCCCUCCUCCUCCUCCCGCCGCCCCCGCCGCCCUCCACCCUUCCUCCCGCCACGGCAGCCAGCUCAACCUCGGCGACCACCCGGCGGGCUCCGGGGCGGCGAGCGGCAAGCACCGGCAGCCCAGCCCGCUGGUGCACCGGCGGGACAGCAACCCCUUCACCGAGAUCGCCAUGAGCUCCUGCAAGUACAGCGGCGGCGUCAUGAAGCCCCUCAGCCGGCUCAGCGCAUCCCGGCGGAACCUCAUCGAGGCCGAGCCGGAGGCGCAGCCCCUGCAGCUCUUCGGUGCCGGGGCACCCCCCGAGAUCGUCGUCUCACGCGAGGACAACCACGCUCCCGCCGCCCGCUGCCCCAGCCGCCCGCCGGCUCACCCGGCCCCCGCCACCUUUGCCAAGGGGCCCAAGCGCAAGGCGCAGAACAUCGGCUACCGGCUGGGGCACCGCCGGGCGCUCUUCGAGAAGAGGAAGCGCCUCAGCGACUACGCGCUCAUCUUCGGCAUGUUCGGCAUCGUCGUCAUGGUCAUCGAGACCGAGCUCUCCUGGGGGCUCUACUCCAAGGACUCCAUGUUCUCCCUGGCCCUAAAAUGUCUUAUCAGCCUCUCCACCAUCAUCCUGCUGGGCCUCAUCAUCGCCUACCACACGCGGGAGGUGCAGCUCUUUGUGAUCGACAAUGGCGCUGACGACUGGCGGAUAGCGAUGACGUACGAGCGCAUCCUCUACAUCAGCCUGGAGAUGCUGGUUUGUGCCAUCCACCCCAUCCCCGGGGAGUACAAAUUUUUCUGGACAGCCCGCCUGGCUUUCUCCUACACGCCUUCCCGCGCAGAGGCAGACGUGGACAUCAUCCUGUCCAUCCCCAUGUUCCUGCGCCUCUACCUGAUCGCCCGUGUGAUGCUGCUGCACAGCAAGCUCUUCACCGAUGCCUCCUCACGCAGCAUUGGAGCGCUCAACAAGAUCAACUUCAACACCCGCUUUGUCAUGAAGACUCUCAUGACCAUCUGCCCUGGGACAGUGCUGCUGGUCUUCAGCAUUUCCCUGUGGAUCAUCGCUGCAUGGACGGUCCGGGUGUGCGAGAGGUACCAUGACCAGCAGGAUGUAACCAGCAACUUCCUGGGUGCCAUGUGGCUCAUCUCCAUCACCUUCCUCUCCAUCGGCUAUGGUGACAUGGUCCCACACACCUACUGCGGGAAGGGUGUAUGUCUGCUCACUGGCAUCAUGGGUGCCGGCUGCACGGCACUGGUGGUGGCUGUGGUGGCCAGGAAGCUGGAGCUCACCAAAGCUGAGAAGCACGUCCACAACUUCAUGAUGGACACGCAGCUGACGAAGCGGAUUAAGAACGCAGCAGCCAACGUCCUGCGGGAAACGUGGCUCAUCUACAAGCACACCAAGCUGCUCAAGAAGAUCGACCACGCCAAAGUCAGGAAGCACCAGAGGAAGUUCCUACAAGCCAUUCACCAGUUGCGGAGCGUGAAGAUGGAGCAGCGGAAGCUCAGUGACCAAGCCAACACCCUGGUCGACCUCUCCAAGAUGCAGAACGUGAUGUACGACCUCAUCACGGAGCUCAACGACCGCAGCGAGGACCUGGAGAAGCAGAUCAGCAGCCUGGAGUCCAAGCUGGAGCAGCUCAGCACCAGCUUCAACUCCCUGCCGCUGCUGAUGGCCGACAUGCUGCGCCAGCAGCAGCAGCGCCUGCUCGCUGCCGUGCUGGAGGCGCGGGGGGUCAGCGUGCCCGUGGGCACCCCCCAAACUCCUCUGUCCGAGAGCCCCAUCGGGGUCAGCUCCACCUCCUUCCCCACCCCUUACACGAGCUCAAGCAGCUGCUAG
Messenger RNA from Neopsephotus bourkii (Bourke's parrot), 2096 nucleotides. It is a transcript of the gene KCNN3, whose product is annotated as potassium calcium-activated channel subfamily N member 3. Gene Ontology annotation, molecular function: calmodulin binding; small conductance calcium-activated potassium channel activity. Gene Ontology annotation, biological process: potassium ion transmembrane transport. The record is from RefSeq and is a predicted model, not a curated record. Gene Ontology annotation, cellular component: neuronal cell body; plasma membrane; neuron projection. Lineage: Eukaryota; Metazoa; Chordata; Aves; Psittaciformes; Psittacidae. Bases 120 to 2096 code for a protein of 658 amino acids. The transcript is spliced from 8 exons.